Kazachstania africana CBS 2517 is the source of this 630-nucleotide messenger RNA. RefSeq lists its product as uncharacterized. Gene Ontology annotation, biological process: endoplasmic reticulum membrane organization. Gene Ontology annotation, cellular component: endoplasmic reticulum membrane; plasma membrane. The record is from RefSeq and is a predicted model, not a curated record. Gene Ontology annotation, molecular function: FFAT motif binding. NCBI's taxonomy places the organism in Eukaryota, Fungi, Ascomycota, Saccharomycetes, Saccharomycetales, Saccharomycetaceae. The transcript is spliced from 2 exons. The coding region runs from base 1 to 630 and encodes 209 amino acids.
AUGUCAUUAGUUGAAAUAAAGCCAGAUGUGCUGGAAUACAAGCCACCAUUUACUGAACAAUCUACUGAAUAUGCUACAAUUACUAAUAAUUCCGAGCAAACUAUUGCAUUUAAAGUGAAGACUACAGCUCCAAAAUUCUAUUGUGUUAGACCUAAUGCUGCUGUCGUUCAGCCAGGUGAGACUGUACAAGUACAAGUCAUCUUCCUUGGUCUACCUGAAGAACCGGCUGCUGAUUUUAAUUGUCGUGACAAAUUCUUGGUAAUAACAUUGCCUGCACCACACGAUUUGGGUGAAAAGACCGUUGCUGAAGCAUGGUCAGAAUUAGAAGGUGAGUUUAGUAAACAGGCUAUUUCCAAAAAGAUCAAGGUCAAAUAUUUGAUCGAUUAUAAACCUGAAGAAGCAGGUGAAAUACAACGAGAAGAAGAAGAAGAGCAACAAGAAGAGAGUACUGUCAAACCAAUUGAAAAGGAAGAUAUAGAGAAACCAGUUGAAGAACCAAAGGAAGACGUUGUUAAACCACUAGAAAAGGAUGCUACCGGACCAAAGGAAAAUGAAAAUGGCUCCAUAAAUAUAUUUGGUAUUUCUAUUAUUGUCAUAUUAGCACUUUUCCUUCGUUGGUAUUUCUAUUAA